Marmota monax (woodchuck) is the source of this 1738-nucleotide messenger RNA. RefSeq names its product mediator complex subunit 22 (gene Med22). Gene Ontology annotation, molecular function: transcription coregulator activity. Gene Ontology annotation, cellular component: mediator complex. Gene Ontology annotation, biological process: regulation of transcription by RNA polymerase II. The coding region runs from base 274 to 888 and encodes 204 amino acids. The record is from RefSeq and is a predicted model, not a curated record. The transcript is spliced from 5 exons. Lineage: Eukaryota; Metazoa; Chordata; Mammalia; Rodentia; Sciuridae.
CGCGGCGCGUGCGCGGCUGGUGACGCUCUCGGCCAGAGGCCGGGCGACCGUUGAGAGCUCGCUGGGAGUUGCUCUUGCAGGCGUGGGCGCCUGUGUUGCCGGGCCGACUUUCCUUCCCUCCCGCCCAGAGACUCCGCUCCUUCGCGGCCCGCGGCCCAGGCCCGAGUCUGCGGUGUGUGCCCGAGCUGGGCGGCGUGACCAGAGCUGCGGGCCAGGCCACGCAGGCCUUCGCCGGCUGACGCCCGUGGCCCCGCUACGCGUCCGAGGCCGACCAUGGCCCAGCAGAGAGCCCUGCCCCAGAGCAAGGAGACGCUGCUGCAGUCUUACAACAAGCGGCUCAAGGAUGAUGUCAAGUCCAUCAUGGACAACUUCACCGAGAUCAUCAAGACCGCCAAGAUUGAGGAUGAGACGCAGGUGUCUCGGGCUACUCAGGGUGAACAGGACAAUUACGAGAUGCACGUGCGGGCUGCCAACAUCGUACGGGCAGGAGAAUCCCUGAUGAAGCUGGUGUCUGAUCUCAAGCAAUUCCUGAUCCUCAACGACUUCCCAUCGGUGAAUGAGGCCAUUGACCAGCGAAACCAGCAGCUGCGCGCUCUGCAGGAAGAGUGUGACCGCAAGCUCAUCACCCUGAGGGACGAGGUCUCCAUCGACCUAUACGAGCUGGAGGAGGAGUAUUAUUCGUCCAGAGGCCUUGCUACGGAGUCAAAUGGCCUGUGGGGCCAGUCUAUGUCUCUCCCACAGGAAACCUGUCUUCUCCAGCCAGCCUGCCCUUCCCAUGUCCCUGUGGUGAAGCUCUGGCCUCUGCUUAGGUGUUCACUUCAGCAAUCUGGGCUUCGCCAUGCCGGGGCCAGGGGGUUUCAUCCUCCCCUCUCCUUCCUCUGUGCCUAGUGACCUGCUGGCCACUCUGGCCUCCCUCUGCGUGGGCUGCUCCUGCCUAUACUCUGUCUGCUCACUGCUUGCUCUUUCUGGCUCUGCUUCCUUUUCCACUCCUGGGGAUGCCACUCAGUGCCCGGGUGGUUCUGAGCCUGAAUGCUGAGGGCAGAUGCAGAGGCCAGAGCCACUGCGUUUUAGACAGCUGUGGGCACGACCUUGCUCUGAGUGGUUCCUGCCAGGACUGAUGAGCCACUCCUUGCCUCAAGUAUUCCUUGCGAGGUGGGAAACCACAGAGAGCCCAGCAAGUCCUAAGGCCGGAGCAGCAGUGUGGGGAUGUGCAGGGCCUGUUUUCCUGAUAAUCAUCCCGUUUAGGUCAAGUCGUAGGCAGGGUCUCUGCUGUCAAGGCUCUUUACAGUCUGAUGACCUCCCUAGCCAGGGAGGGGAUGGGCAGCCAGGCUGGGAGGGGACCUUCAGAGAGGCCCAUGUGGAAUUGCUCAGCAAGUUGAAAGUUGGAGGUCCUGCUGAGCCUCUCCGGAUGCAAGGGUGGUCCCUGUGGCCCCUCUCUCAGCCAGGCCUGCUGCAGAGGGGCAACCACAGAUAGAAGGGAAGGCAAGUUGGGGUGGUGUUCAUGUUCUUAACUCUGCUUCCAUCUUGCUUUCCCCUCCCCUGGCUUUCCUCUUGCCUGCUCCUGUCCCUCCCUGGGGUUUCUGGUGGUGGAAAAGCUCAAGUCUUUGCGAAGCUAAUGACCUGCCUCUGUGCGAAGCUUACUGGAGGCUGGACCUCGACACAGACUCCGCUGAUGGUCUCUCAGCCCCUCUGCUGGCGUCCCCGGAGCCCGGUGUUGGCCCUCUGCAGGCUGCAGCCC